This is a messenger RNA of Ornithorhynchus anatinus (platypus), 4514 nucleotides long. RefSeq names its product titin-like. The transcript has 2 exons. NCBI's taxonomy places the organism in Eukaryota, Metazoa, Chordata, Mammalia, Monotremata, Ornithorhynchidae. Bases 219 to 4268 code for a protein of 1349 amino acids. The record is from RefSeq and is a predicted model, not a curated record.
CCCCUUCCCUUUUUCCAUCCCUUUCCCCCUCUCCCUCCCCUUCUUCCUCUUCCUCCCCUUCUCCCUCCAAUGCUGUCCAAGAGCAGAAUGAGAGGAGCCCAUCCUUGAACUCAGAGCAAGAGCAGCAAGAACUUGGCAGCACCCAUCUAACAAGCUUCCUGCAAGCACAAGAACCAACCCCAGUGAGCAGCCAUGAACAGGAAGCCUGUUCUCCUGAGAUGAGCCCAUCAGCAAUCUCCUCCCAACAGGACCGAGGGAGCAUUUUCGAGGAGUCAUCCUUGAUGCCGAUCCAGCCCAUUCGCAUGUCUGGACAGAGUCACAAGGAUGUUGAGGUCAGUUUGCUCAGUAAACUCAAUCAAGAAGAUAGAGUCUUCCAGGUGAAUGUGACCACUCCCAUCAAAAUCCCAACCUUGCCUGCUGAAAACUCCUCCUUGGAACUAAAGGUCCAGAUUCAAGUUGAGGUAGUCCAGUCAGACCAAGAGAACAAUCUGCCUGGUGAUUUCCCAGCCUGGGGGGAACCCCAUGAGCAGAGUUCCUCCCUGCAGCACACCUUGAUGCCUGAGAAUGGUGCUCUAACUGCAACCCAGAACUCAGGAGCCCAGGCCAGAAAUAUGCCAUUAUCAUCGGUCCAAAGGCCAGCUGAGGAACCCCAGCAUCAUGAGGAUUGGGGGGCCCAGCCAGUCUUGCCGUUAUCUGCACUUUCUGAGAGGAAACCAGUGGCCCUGGACAGCACUCUCCAAGAACUUCAGCCAGAGAAAAAGGUAUUGCUUCCAUUCACACUGCCUAAGACUCCUUCCUGCCUGGAGGACUCUUGCCCAGAAGACCAACAGAAAACCACCUCACUGGGACUGGUUCCUCUAGUCAGCAACUCCCAGGCCUCUCAAUCCGCCUCUUCAACUACUCUGUGUCCCCAUUGCCAAAUAUUACCUUCAAGCACUAAGGAGAACAUGGAGAAUAAUCUCCAGGAGCCGACCAGUGGUUACCAGCUGGCCAGUGACCAACCGACCCCCAGAAAAUAUGUCCGAUUUAGUAUCCCAGAGACCACAAUACACAUCUCUGUGACCAGAGAAAAUGAGAAUCAACCUGUCCGUAAGGCAGGAGUGGAAUUAGUGCCCUCUACCAAAUGCAGCUUGGAGCCUCUGGCGAAGAAUGAUUCCCAGGUACCAAGUCUGAGAAAUAACCCAGAAAAGAUCCCAGUUCAUGGAAAACAGCCAGUGGAGGGUGAUGAGCAGCUAGACCCCAAGAGGAAACUCCUUUUGAGCAUCCCAGAGACCAGAGGUCCUCCCUCCACAGCCAGCGAGGAGGAGGAGGAAACGCGACCUUUCUUUAAGGCAAGAAAGACACUAGUGCCCUCUGCCAAAGGCAGCAUGGAGUCUCUGGUGAAGAAUAAUCCCCAAUUGCCAACUCCAAGAAAUAACCCAGAGAAGAUGCCAGUUUAUGGAAAACAGACAGUGGAGAGUGAUGACCCAACCCCAAAGAAGAAGCUUCUUUUGAGUGUCCCAGAGACCAGAGAUCACACCUCCACAGCCAGUGAGGAGGAGAAGGAAACACGACGUGUCUUUAAGGCAAAAAAGACACUAGUGCCCGCUGCCAAAGGCAGCAUGGAGUCUCUGGCGAAGAAUAAUCCCCAAUUGCCAACUCCAAGAAAUAACCCAGAGAAGAUCCCAGUUAAUGGAAAACAGCCAGUGGAGGGUGAUGGGCAGCUGGACCCCAAGAGGAAACUCCUUUUGAGCAUCCCGGGGACCAGAGGUCCUCCCUCCACAGCCAGCAAGAAAGAGGAGGAAAUGCAACCUGCCUUUAAGGCAAGAAAGACACUCAUGCCCUCUGCCAAAUGCAGCAAGGAUUCGCUAGCGAAGAAUAAUCCCCAAUUGCCAAAUCCAAGAAAUAACCCAGAGAAGAUCCCAGUUCAUGGAAAACAGUCAGUAGAGGGUGAUGAGCAACUGGACCCCAAGAAGAAGCUUCUUUUGAGUGUCCUGGACACCAGAGAUCCCACCUCCACAGCCAAUGAGGAGGAAACUCGACCUAUCUCUAAGACAAGGAAGACACUCCUACCCUCUGCCAAACGCAGCCCUGAGCCUCAGGUGAAGAACAGCUCCCGGAUGCCUAUUCCAAAAGAUAAGCCAGAGAAGAUCCCAGUUGACAGAAAACAACCAGUGAAGGAUGAAGACCAGCUGAGCACUUGGAAGAAGUUCCUCUGGGGUGUCCCAGAAACCGGACGCCAGCCCUUCACAGCCAGCAAGAAGGACGAUAAAACUCAACCUGUCUCUAAGGCAAGAAAAUCACUUGUGCCCUCUGCCCAACGCAGCACUGAGCCUCAGGCGAAGAACAAGCCCCAGGUGUCUAUUCCAAAAGAUAAGCCGGAGAAGAACCCAGUUGACAGAAAACAGCCAGUGGAGGGUGAAGACCAGCUGAACACUUGGGAGAAGUUCCUUUGGGGUGUCCCAGAAACCGGACGCCACACCUCCACUCCCUGCAAGAAGAAGGAUAAAACUCAACCUGUCUCUAAGGCAAGAAAGACACUUGUGCCCUCUGCCAAAUGCAGCAUUGAGCCUCAGGUGAAGAACAGCCCCCAGGUGUCUAUUCCAAAAGAUAAGCCGGAGAAGAUCCCAGUUGACAGAAAACAGCCAGUGGAGGGUGAAGACCAGCUGAACACUUGGGAGAAGUUCCUUUGGGGUGUCCCAGAAACUGGACGUCACACCUCCACUCCCUGCAAGAAGAAGGAUAAAACUCAACCUGUCUCUAAGGCAAGAAAGACACUCGUGCCCUCUGCCCAACGCAGCACUGAGCCUCAGGCGAAGAACAGCCCCCAGGUACCUAUUCCAAAAGAUAAGCAAGAGAAGAUCCCAGUUGACAGAAAACAGCCAGUGAAGGAUGAAGACCAGCUGAGCACUUGGAAGAAGUUCCUCUGGGGUGUCCCAGAAACUGGACACCAACCCUCCACAGCCAGCAAGAAGGAUGAUAAAACUCAACCUGUCUCUAAGGCAAGAAAGACACUCGUGCCCUCUGCCCAACGCAGCACUGAGCCUCGGGCGAAGAACAAGCCCCAGGUGUCUAUUCCAAAAGAUAAGCCGGAGAAGAACCCAGUUGACAGAAAACAGCCAGUGGAGGGUGAAGACCAGCUGAACACUUGGGAGAAGUUCCUUUGGGGUGUCCCAGAAACCGGACGCCACACCUCCACUCCCUGCAAGAAGAAGGAUAAAACUCAACCUGUCUCUAAGGCAAGAAAGACACUUGUGCCCUCUGCCAAACGCAGCAUUGAGCCUCAGGUGAAGAACAGCCCCCAGGUGUCUAUUCCAAAAGAUAAGCCGGAGAAGAUCCCAGUUGACAGAAAACAGCCAGUGGAGGGUGAAGACCAGCUGAACACUUGGGAGAAGUUCCUUUGGGGUGUCCCAGAAACUGGACGUCACACCUCCACUCCCUGCAAGAAGAAGGAUAAAACUCAACCUGUCUCUAAGGCAAGAAAGACACUCGUGCCCUCUGCCCAACGCAGCACUGAGCCUCAGGCGAAGAACAGCCCCCAGGUACCUAUUCCAAAAGAUAAGCAAGAGAAGAUCCCAGUUGACAGAAAACAGCCAGUGAAGGAUGAAGACCAGCUGAGCACUUGGAAGAAGUUCCUCUGGGGUGUCCCAGAAACCGAACGCCAACCCUCCACAGCCAGCAAGGACGAUAAAACUCAACCUGUCUCUAAGGCAAGAAAGACACUCGUGCCCUCUGCCCAAUGCAGCACUGAGCCUCAGGCGAAGAACAAGCCCCAGGUGUCUAUUCCAAAAGAUAAGCUGGAGAAAAGGCCAAUCUACAGAAAACAGCCCGUGGAGAGGUUUGACCAGCCUCCCCCCAAGAAGAAACGCCUGUUGAGUGUCCCAGAAACCAAAAGUAGCUCCCCCACAGCCAGCAAGAAAAAAGGGGAGACUCGACCUGUCCCUAAUGGGAGAGAGUUGCUGGUUCCCUCUGCCAAGUGCAGCACUGAGCCUCAGGCAAAGAAUGAUUCCCCAGUGUCCAUUUGGAAAUUUAACCCAGAGAUGAUGCCAGUCUAUAAAACACAGCCCUUGGUGUAUAGUGACCGCCCGCACUCCUGGAAGAAGCUCCUACUGAUUAUCCCAGAGACCACCGGCAACACCCCCACAGCCAGCGAAAAGGAGGAGGAGACUCAACCUGCCUCUAAGGAUGACAGUGCCCAGCCAGCAACCACCCAUCACAGCCACCACCACACAGAGCUGGAUGCCGAUGCCACUCCGGACCUGAACGGACACCGGAAGGCGAAUAUGUGAACGGGCCAGGAGCAAAUGUCAGUCGGCUGAACCUCCAGAGAUCUCACUGGUUGAAGGACCAGUCACCUCCAGUCUAAUUUCUGGAGGUGAGGAGAAGGGUACUGCCUUCCCCUGGCCCUGCUGAGGAGGAGGAGGAGCAUGUAUCGUCCCGGAGUUUAGAGGCAGUAAGGCCAUAUAGCUGGUAGCUCUGUUUAAUUUAUUCUUUUUCAAUUUAAUUUUGUUUCCCGGUUAAUUAUUAAAAAUUGU